Gossypium raimondii (Peruvian cotton) is the source of this 1724-nucleotide messenger RNA. RefSeq names its product tubulin alpha-5 chain. Gene Ontology annotation, biological process: microtubule cytoskeleton organization; mitotic cell cycle. The transcript is spliced from 5 exons. The record is from RefSeq and is a predicted model, not a curated record. The coding region runs from base 126 to 1475 and encodes 449 amino acids. NCBI's taxonomy places the organism in Eukaryota, Viridiplantae, Streptophyta, Magnoliopsida, Malvales, Malvaceae. Gene Ontology annotation, cellular component: cytoplasm; microtubule. Gene Ontology annotation, molecular function: structural constituent of cytoskeleton; GTP binding.
CCCACUUCAUCUUUUUCUUACUUUUAACGUUCAUUCAUUCCUCUUCAAACUUUUCCUUCAUAAGAGAGGGUUGAAGAAACACAAAGUAUUGUUUCAAAUUUGGGUUUUCGAAAACAAGGCAAAAGAUGAGGGAAGUGAUCAGCAUUCAUAUUGGGCAAGCUGGAAUUCAGGUUGGGAAUGCUUGUUGGGAGCUUUACUGCCUUGAACAUGGAAUUCAACCUGAUGGGAUGAUGCCUGGUGACACCUCUGUGGGUGCUUGUCAUGAUGCUUUCAAUACCUUCUUUAGCGAGACCGGGUCCGGCAAGCAUGUGCCGAGAGCUAUAUUUGUUGAUCUAGAGCCCACUGUGAUUGAUGAAGUUAGAUCUGGGGCUUUUAGACAACUCUUUCAUCCAGAGCAGCUUAUUUCUGGCAAGGAAGAUGCUGCUAACAACUUUGCUAGAGGACAUUAUACAGUUGGUAGGGAGAUUGUGGAUCUUUGCCUUGACCGAAUAAGAAAAUUGGCUGACAACUGUACUGGUCUGCAAGGAUUUUUGGUAUUCAAUGCUGUUGGUGGUGGAACUGGUUCUGGUUUGGGUUCAUUGCUUUUGGAGCGCUUAUCUGUUGACUAUGGAAAGAAGUCAAAACUCGGCUUCACCAUCUUCCCUUCUCCUCAGGUUUCUACUGCCGUUGUGGAACCUUACAAUAGCGUGCUCUCAACUCAUUCUCUCCUUGAACACACAGAUGUGGCGGUGCUUCUUGACAAUGAAGCUAUAUAUGAUAUCUGUAGGAGAUCCUUAGACAUUGAAAGGCCGACUUAUAACAACUUGAACCGAUUGAUAUCCCAAAUUAUAUCUUCUUUGACCACUUCAUUGAGGUUUGAUGGUGCCAUAAAUGUAGACAUUACAGAGUUUCAGACUAACCUUGUGCCAUAUCCUCGUAUCCAUUUCAUGCUUUCAUCAUAUGCACCAGUAAUCUCAGCUGCAAAGGCUUACCAUGAGCAGCUAUCGGUUCCCGAGAUUACAAGUGCUGUUUUUGAACCCUCAAGCAUGAUGGCUAAAUGUGAUCCAAGGCAUGGGAAGUACAUGGCAUGUUGUUUAAUGUACCGUGGAGACAUUGUACCCAAGGAUGUCAAUGCUGCUGUUGCUACCAUCAAAACUAAGCGGACUGUUCAGUUUGUAGACUGGUGUCCUACUGGUUUCAAGUGUGGUAUCAACUAUCAGCCACCCACAGUGGUACCAGGAGGUGAUCUUGCUCGGGUGCAACGAGCAGUGUGUAUGAUCAGUAACAACACAUCUGUGGCCGAGGUUUUCUCCCGAAUUGACCACAAGUUUGAUCUCAUGUAUGCCAAGAGAGCCUUUGUUCACUGGUAUGUAGGUGAGGGAAUGGAGGAAGGUGAAUUCUCCGAAGCCCGGGAAGAUCUUGCUGCUCUUGAGAAAGACUACGAGGAAGUUGGGGCAGAAGGUGGUGAAGAUGAAGAAGAACCAGAAGAUUACUAGAUCCAUAUUACAUGAAAUCAGCAGUCGCAGUCAAUGGUCCACCAUGUUCCUCAAAAUCUCAUUUUACUUCAUCAGCCACAUUUUUAUUGCUGUAAACUAGUCUCCGUAUUUCAUUCCUUGAAAUCUUUUUGUACCUUCACUGGCUCUAUACCUUGAGUGGGUGUUUUAAGUAUUGUUGUGAGAAUGUAUGCUUUCUGUCCACUUGAGAUGUAACCUCUCCAUGUCUAAUAAAGCUUUAACGUUGUGCCA